AUGACCAUGCAGGGUCAAGGCAACAACGUCCCGCAGAGACAUCAGCAGAGCCAGCUGGACAGCGACGAUGAGAGCUACACCGGCAGCUCAGGCUCCUACUCUGAGAGGGUGUCGGAGGCGCCGCCACGCCAGCAGCAGUCGGCUGCUGUUGCGGAGCGUAGAUUGCUACCCAAGGCCGAGCAGGGGAGCCGCCCGCGCAGCCUACAGCAGACGCCGUCCCCGGUGAAGCGCGGCGAUGUGCAAGGGACGCAGCAGGAGGAGGGCGGCGAGACGGCGCAGAAGAAGGGCCGUGCGGCACGCGGCAAGGCAAAGGCGCGGACUAUGAUGAACGCUGCCUGGGAAGCUCCAGUGGCGCGAGUGCGGGCCGUGACCGGGGCCGUGUCCGGCAGGGACAGCCAGCGCGUGACCAUUUACGUAUUUUUCUGCAUUGCGUGGGUUCAUCUCCUCUUUGUGAUUCUCUCCUCGGCACUGUCACAGAUCGACGUGGUCGGCGGCGGUUGCUACACCUUCUGGGGAUACAAGGCAAACUGCGACACCGUGAGCUACACACGCCGCACAGUCCUCCUUCAAAGCUGCCGUCGGGUGCGCAGCGCCCUUCAGGCUGGCUCUGCCUUCUCCAUCAUCUCCGUCCUGGCAUCGGCGGCGACGUUGGUGUCAUCGUGGGUGCUGUGCUGCCGCCUCCGCGAAGCCGAUCGCCAUGUUCGCUCUCCGAGUCGUUACGCGAACAUGGGCGAGGUGGCUCUUGCACAAGAGCCCGACUGUAACGACGGUAUUGAGAAUGGCAGGCAGGCAGACGCACCCGUAUAUGACGCGGGCAAUCUCAAGAAGGUGAUAAUGAUUGUUGUAGCCUUCAGUCUCGCCUGUGAGCUCACCUGCUGGGCGCUCAUCGCCGCCAUCAUCACAGAGCGCUACUGCGACGAGAUCUAUCUCUGGUCCACGACGGCGACGUACGGUGCGGGUUUUGGACUGGGGCUCACGGCUUGGUUCGCAGAGCUCAUCGCGUACAUCGGCUUCGUUACGGUCGUUUGA
This is a messenger RNA of Leishmania major strain Friedlin, 1029 nucleotides long. RefSeq lists its product as hypothetical. The coding region runs from base 1 to 1029 and encodes 342 amino acids. Lineage: Eukaryota; Euglenozoa; Kinetoplastea; Trypanosomatida; Trypanosomatidae. The transcript has a single exon. The record is from RefSeq and is a predicted model, not a curated record.